AUGAAUGUUAUGGAAGACCCAAAGGUGAAGUCUGAGAUGGAAACUUCAAACCUAUCUGCUUCUGACAGUAAUUCCAUGAUAAAAUCGGCCAAUGACAACACAGAAACCUUGCGGAACCUGCGAAACAUGUGCAAGAGGCACUCCAAGGCUAUCUUCAAGCGCUAUGAUAAAGAGAUAAACUCGACCAGCAUUUUUAAGGCGAAGAAGGUCUUAAUUAAAAAUUCAUACAAAAAGAAAAAGGAUAACAAUAAAGACCAGAAGAAGCACUACCUUCACAUCCUUUACCUACUUAAAGAGUUGAAGAACAGUAUCGACAAGGAAGCCAAGAAAGCUUCUAAAGGAACUAUGAAGAAGAGAGAUCUUAAGGAGGUCUCUAAAAAGGAGCCCAAAGAAGAAAGCAAGUCUGAUAUGCUCAUUGAGGGCAUGUCUGAAGAGUUCUCAGGCAAUAGUAGGCACUCAUCUAGACCAGUAGUUGCUAAGAAGGAGCUCAAAGCCUCUCCCAAGAAUGUUAGGUUUGAACAACCGGAGGUAAGUUACUCCGAUGAACCAUCAUAUCCUGAAAAAGCUUCUAAUCAAGAAGAAAAUUCGAUGAAAAAUUGAAAUGUUAACACGAAGGAUUCUUUUAAGAGAGUGAAAAUCUCUGAAGGCAAAAUAGAACCCAAUCCUAACGAACCAGUAGAGGAAAGGAAAUGGAAUGAUGGAAAGGACAGGAAAAUCAAGAAUGGGGCAUUCUCAGAGGCAGAAGUUAUCGCUCUUCGUAAAGCUGUUUGCGAAUAUGGAGUCGAAAAUUCUUUAUCCCCAGCAGAAAUCCAAAAUUUAGUUAAUGAAAGCUCACGAGACAAGGGAUAUUCCAGAGCUUGGGUUGAGAUCUCCAAGUGUUUACCUAACAGAACAGUCUAUGCUUGCCAAAAAGCUGCUAAAAGAAAAUUUAGUUCAAAUAAUUAUAAAGGGAAAUGGAGUAACGACGAAGAAAUACAUUUGGUGGAACUUGUCAAGACUCUUGGCAAUUCUUGGACUAAAAUCUCUGAGGAACUCAACAGAACACCUGAAAACUGUCGUGACAAGUACAGAGAGCUUGGAGGAGUCCCUUCCAAUAUGAGGAAGAAAGGGAAAUGGAGCCUUGAAGAAAAAUUAGAAUUGAUAAAGAUCGUUGAUUCUAUUUCAGACCACAGUUUUCUUAAGAGAAUAGGCUCUUGAAAAUUCAAGCAAGCAAAGGAGAUGAAGAAGGGGAAGCUUACUGAUAGAGAGAAGAGACUCUUGGAGAAAGGAUACAAGAAAAAGAAAGACGGUAUCCUAUUCUUUAAAGAAUUUGAACUUAGAGAGAUAGCAGACUUGUUGGUCACCGACCCUGAAGAUGUCCCACUAAACUACCUUCCAUGGACUGAUAUUAGUAAGGAAAUGAAAGAGUCCAAGACUGUUGGGGAAUCUACAGGAUCAAUUAGAUCCUAUGAUGAUUGCAAGAAUGAAUGGAAGAAUAUCAUAUAUCCUAUUCUGUCGCAGACUUCCAGUAGGGACAAGAGGGAUGAUAUCAAGCUCCUUAAGAUGAUCAUUGAGUGUGAGUACGACUCAGAUACUGAGAUAGACUUCUCUGUAGUUGAGAAUGAUAGAGAUGAGGCCCAGAAUAAAACCAGAUGGUCUUUUCUUCUUAGGAAGUUUGGUAUUUCAAAAAAUUUAAAGAAAACAUAUAAGAGAGCAGAGAAACUUCUUGAAUUGAUCAAGACAAAGAGAAAGACAAAUCCUAAACAGAAAGAGAAGAAGAAGCCUCCUCAUUUACAAAUCGGGAUUGGAAAGUUCUAUAAAAAUGUAUUAAUUCAAUAA
Molecule: messenger RNA, 1818 nt
Organism: Moneuplotes crassus
Lineage: Eukaryota; Ciliophora; Spirotrichea; Euplotida; Euplotidae
Source: the annotation of a GenBank genome assembly